Aegilops tauschii subsp. strangulata is the source of this 4893-nucleotide messenger RNA. Its product is annotated as tyrosine-sulfated glycopeptide receptor 1. Lineage: Eukaryota; Viridiplantae; Streptophyta; Magnoliopsida; Poales; Poaceae. Gene Ontology annotation, molecular function: ATP binding; receptor serine/threonine kinase binding; protein kinase activity. Gene Ontology annotation, biological process: protein phosphorylation. The record is from RefSeq and is a predicted model, not a curated record.
UUUGAUCCACAUGUUUGUCUUUUUUCUUCUACAAAGCAGGUGAAAAGGAUAUGUUGAUGAAAUAUGUGUGCACAUUCUAAACAUCUUUGAAGUAAUAUGCACAUUCUAAACAUCUUUGAGGCAAACUUAAAAAAAUGCAUACUUUUCAGCUAUGUCUAGGCCUCAAACAUGGUUUUCUGUUUUUUAAAGACUCUAAAUAGACGGAGAUCUAUUUUGAUUUUCUUUCGAUUGAUCGGCUUUCAGGUUGUUAAAUUAAAUUGUUCUCUCAGUGCCAAGUUAAGGGACCCACAGUGCAAUUUUCUCUAAAAUGGAAAGGCUUGAUAGGUGGAUACAAGAUAACAAGGUUGCAACAAAACUUAUAAAAUGCCCAUAUGAGUACAUAAUGUUGUUUAAGUGAUGCGUCUUAGGUGCACAUGAACACUGAAUAAUAGGAGUAUAAUUUACAGGUAUAUCACAGAAACUCAAAUCACCAUCUAAAUUUCUGCCCAUUACAUCACAAGGUGGCCAUGUCCCACCCACGUAGGCACUCCCAAGGCCUAGGUGGUAGGCAAUUCGUUGCUUAGGUGACGUGUCUUGCAUCUCCAUGCAUGCCAAGCCUACGUUCUGAAACUGAAGACUCGACUAUGCAAAGUUGACACUUGACAGCCAACCAGCACCUAAUGUCCUAAUUAGAUUCACAAGGAACACAUUACAUGAGUGAAUAAGCUAGAAGAAACGAACUAACGACCAAGUAAACACACCAAAAAGAGGCCAAGAAUGAACACCACUGACCAGUGGCCACCUGCUGCGAUUAGUGAAGACUUGUUGCAUAGUCAAGUUGGUAAAAAUAAUACUUCUCUGAUGGGGCAUAUCAUAUCGUAUCUAUCAGAUCAUGUCGUUAAACAAAUGCAUCAUUGUACCAUUACCGAUUCAAUAAUCGGAGAAUCAAAGGGUAGCUACCAAAAGCACCAAUUGUUUUUACGCAAGAGGGUCUGGUCUUUUCAUAGAUUAUUGGCUUAUUGCAGGGCGGCCUCAACCGAAACGUGAUGGCGUGGGUGAGAGCCAGGAAGCUGCUGCCCGAGGCAAGUGUGAAGAGCACCAGUGUGGAUGUGCGCCCGCACGGCCCCUGAUCCUUGACCCAAACCUGCUCUCUUCUGUGGUCAAUGUGAGAGUCCAAUCCUCCAUCUCCUUCCUCCUCACCCUCUUUCCUGACCAGGUCAGGUUUAAUCAUCUGGUUCUCAUGCUAAAGCUUUGAUUAGGAAACCAUGCAGAAGCAGCAGCAGCAGCAGCUCCGUUCCUCAUGCAAGGAGUGCAGCAAUGGAGUCCCCAUGUCUUUCCUUGGCCGUGCUGCUGCUCUUAUGGUGGUGCUGCUGCUCUCCAUGGCCUCUUCAACCAGUUCUUGCACGGAGGAGGAGAGGGGCUCCCUCCUGCAGUUCCUGGCUGGGCUGUCCCAGGACGGUGGCCUCGCGGCGUCGUGGAGGCGGAACAGCACCGACUGCUGCGUGUGGGAAGGGAUCGCCUGCAGUGCGGAUGGCUCAGUGACAGACGUCUCGCUGGCUUCGAAGGGCCUUGAGGGGCUCUUAUCGCCCUCGCUGGGCAACCUCGCCGGCCUGCUGCGUGUCAACCUGUCCCACAACUCGCUGUCUGGAGGCCUGCCGCUGGAGCUGGCGUCGUCCAACAGCAUCAUUGUUCUUGAUGUCAGCUUCAACCGUCUCGGAGGAGACAUGGAAGAGCUGCCAUCUUCAACCCCUGCACGGCCUCUGCAGGUAUUGAACAUCUCGAGCAACUUGUUCACAGGAGCGUUUCUAUCCACGUGGCAAGUGAUGAACAACCUGGUCGUGCUCAACGCCAGCAACAACAGCUUCAGUGGGCAAAUACCGAGUCAUUUCUGCAGCAGCUCGUCAUUGUUAGCUGUGGUUGAGCUCUGUUACAACCAAUUUACAGGCAGCAUCCCUCCAGGACUUGGCAACUGCUCCAUGCUCAGAGUGCUCAAGGCUGGACACAACAACCUCAGGGGGGCUCUCCCCAAUGAACUCUUUGAUGCUUCCUUACUGGAGUACCUCUCGCUUCCGGACAAUCAUUUAGAUGGAAAGCUAGAUGGCGCACAGAUAAUCAAACUCAGAAAUCUGGCUAACCUAAAUCUUGGAGGGAACAAUUUCAGCGGCAAGAUUCCGAACUCAAUAGGCCAGCUCAAGAAAUUAGAGGAGUUGCAUUUGGACCACAACAAGAUGUCAGGGGAGCUGCCGUCAGCUCUGAGCAACUGCACAAAUCUCGUAACAGUUGAUCUCAAGAGCAACCAGUUCAACGGAGAACUUACCAAGGUCAACUUCUCAAGCCUGCUCAGUCUAAGGAAUUUAGAUCUUCUGUACAACAAUUUCACCGGCACAAUUCCAGAAAGCAUAUACUCUUGCAGCAAGCUGGCUGCACUGCGGAUAUCUGGCAACAACUUGCAUGGGCAGCUUUCACCAAGAAUAGCCAGUUUGAAAUCCCUUACUUUCCUAUCACUUGGUUUCAACAAUUUUACAAAUAUCACAAACACACUCCGGAUACUCAAGAACUGUAGGAACCUCACUUCCCUGCUUAUUGGGGGGACCAACUUCAAGGGUGAGUCCAUGCCAGAAGAUGAAAUAGUUGAUGGUUUUCAGAAUCUUCAGGUUCUUUCAAUAGCUAGUUCCUCAUUGUCUGGAAACAUACCCCUUUGGCUAUCAAAGCUGACAAAGCUGGAGAUGUUAUUUUUGCAAGAUAACCAACUCAGUGGGCCAAUACCAGGCUGGAUCAAAAGCCUAAAGUUACUGUUCCAUCUAGAUAUAUCAGGUAAUAACAUUACAGGUGAAAUUCCAACAGCCUUAAUGGAGAUGCCAAUGCUAAAUUCAGAUAAGAUUGCGCCCCGUUUGGACCCAAGAGCCUUUGAACUGCCUGUCUAUGCAACUCCAUCACGUCAAUAUCGGAUAACCAGUGCUUUCCCAAAAGUAUUGAAUCUAGGAAAUAAUAAGUUCACCGGUGUGAUCCCUGAGGAGAUUGGUCAGUUGAACUCGCUUGUUAUACUGAACUUCAGUUCAAAUAGCUUAUCAGGAGAGAUACCACGGCAGCUCUGCGACCUGAUAAAUCUGCGGGUGCUGGACUUAUCUAGCAAUCAUCUCACAGGUAUAAUCCCAUCAGCAAUGAAGAACCUGCACUUCCUUUCAGCAUUCAACAUUUCCCACAAUGAUCUCGAAGGAAAAAUUCCAGAUGGAGUCCAGCUAAGUACAUUCCCAAAUUCUAGCUUUGAGGGGAAUCCAAAGUUGUGUGGCCAUAUUCUUCAUCGCAUUUGUGAUUCAACUGAAGGACCGUCGGGCUUCAGAAAACACUGGAGCAAGAAAUCCAUUAUGGCAAUUACAUUCGGUGUGUUCUUUGGAGGAACUGCUAUUCUUUUUGUGCUUGGGGGUCUCCUUGCAACAUUCAAGCAUACCAGUUUCAUAACCAAAAACAGGAUCAGCAAUAACGGAGAUGUGGAAGCUAUUUCAAUCGAGACUGAUUCAGAAGAAUCAUUAGUGAUAGUGCCACGAGGAAAGGGAGAAGAAAGUAACCUCACAUUCGCUGACAUUGUGAAGGCUACAAAUAACUUUCACCAGGAGAACAUCAUCGGGUGCGGAGGUUAUGGGCUGGUCUAUAAGGCCGAUUUACCUGAUGGCCUCAAACUGGCUAUCAAGAAGCUUAAUGACGACAUGUGUCUGAUGUACAGGGAAUUCACUGCAGAGGUUGAUGCACUCUCAAUGGCACAGCACGACAACCUUGUACCACUCUGGGGUUAUGGCAUACAGGGAGAUUCAAGGUUCCUCAUAUAUCCGUACAUGGAGAAUGGCAGCCUGGACGAUUGGCUUCACAAUGGGGAUGGUGAUGCAAGUUCAUUUCUUGACUGGCCGACACGGCUCAAGAUCGCACAAGGAGCAAGCCGGGGUCUUUCUUAUAUCCAUGGUGUCUGCAAGCCUCACAUUGUACACCGUGACAUCAAGUCCAGCAACAUCCUGCUUGACAAAGAAUUCAAAGCUUAUGUUGCAGAUUUUGGGCUCUCCAGGUUGAUUGACAGUCAAACCCAUUUCACAACUGAGCUAGUUGGCACUCCGGGCUACAUCCCACCUGAGUAUGGACAAGGAUGGAUUGCUACACUGAGAGGUGACAUGUACAGUUUUGGCAUGGUCCUACUUGAGCUGCUCACUGGAAGGCGGCCUGUCCUGGUCUUGUCUUCAUCAAAAGAACUUGUGAACUGGGUACAGGAGAUGAAAUCAGAAGGGAAGCAGCUUGAGGUCCUGGAUCCUACACUCCGGGGCACAGGGUAUGAAGAGCAGAUGCUGAAGGUGCUCGAAGCCGCUUGCAAGUGUGUCCACUGUAAUCCUUUCGUGAGGCCAACCAUACAGGAGAUAGUCUCCUUCCUCGAAAGUAUAGACACCAAGCUGCAGACACAAAAUUCAGUUAAGAUAGAAAGUGGUUAGACAUGAUUAUCUUGUAGUCAAUUGCACAUGGCAGAUGUAGCUUCCAUCUAACUAGUACUGUCUAAUCUUAUAAUUCUUUUGCAUGGCUGCUAACAGGUUAAAGUUUGUAAUUCAUUCAUGGCCUUCCUUUUCUCCAAUUAUCAUAUACUCCAUGGUAAACAAGUGUGAAGUUACUCAGUUCUUAUCCAGCAUGCUCCUUAAGAAUUCCACAUAAGUGGAGAGUUAGAGCGUAAAAUCCCUAAAUGUUACAAGGAUUCUGUUAAGUUGGGAAAAAUGCCCUUUUACAUAAGUAUCACUGACUCAUAGGAGUAUAAGGCGAGAAUUGAACAUAUAAACCCCGAAGAAGUCGUAGUCACGACGAAGGUGGCCACGUCGCCUUUAAAUGCUAUCAACAGUACUCGUGCCACCGCCUGUAAAUUCCGUGCCCCGCCAGGGGCAUUUUAGU